Molecule: messenger RNA, 1433 nt
Organism: Mizuhopecten yessoensis (Yesso scallop)
Lineage: Eukaryota; Metazoa; Mollusca; Bivalvia; Pectinida; Pectinidae
Product: C-C chemokine receptor type 2-like
Exons: 2
Coding region: 53-1342 (429 amino acids)
Biological process (GO): G protein-coupled receptor signaling pathway
Cellular component (GO): plasma membrane
Molecular function (GO): G protein-coupled receptor activity
Source: RefSeq, a predicted model, not a curated record
UCUAAGGUAUUAUUAUUCAACAACCCAAAGAAAAUCUGUGGUAAAAAUCGGUAUGUCUGUCGACCUUUUCAAAAACGAGUCGAUGUCUAACAUCACCGGAAGUAUCGUCAUCAGUGAUAGUAAUUCAUCUGGCGAAAUUCCUGACGUUCCGGAAGUAGAUCAGCUGCAAAGGGUGCUGAACGGCCUGGGUUACUUCGACUACUUUUACUUCCCGACCUUCCUGUUGCUUGGCCUUGUAGGAAACACUAUGACUAUCAUCAUCAUGAACAACAAAUCCUUCUCUAAGCUUAAUUCUCGUCUACUUUUGAUUUGUCUGGCUUUUUCAGACACCCUCCUACUUCUCACCCAGCCUUUCAACAAGAAGUUUGUCAUCAAGAUGCUCGGAACAGACCUGCGCGCGCUCUCCGAUAUCGGAUGUAAGACUUUCUUCGUCUUCUUUCGGACCGGAAAGAUGACGUCAUCUUGGAUUGUUGUAUUUCUCUGCGUCGAGCGUUUCGUUGCCGUAUGGUUUCCUUUGAAAGCGAAACGGAUAACUACAAAACUGAGAACUAUCAUAGCACUUAUCGUCGUCUAUUUGGUUAUGAUAACAUUCAAUAGCGUCUGGUCUUUUAGUUCUCUUAUUAUAAACGGCAUGUGUUAUCCCGAUGCAUACGACCGCUCCGAUCCAUUUCUAUCAACCAAGUACGAGAACAUGAUUUACAUGGGCUGUGCCCUCUACUCCAUCGGCCCCAUGUGCAUCAUGGCCGUUCUCACAAUCCUGAUUUUGUACAAACUUGCUGUGUAUCGGCAUAAGAGAAAACAAAUGACGUCACACGCCAGCAAAUCGGAUACCGAAGGCGUGAAAACAACCGCAAUGUUGUUAGGUAUUGUCACAGCUUACAUCGUUCUCGUACUUCCGGUUACGAUGCUUCACUUGAUGGCAUUCUUUUUCAAAAUCAACGCAUUUGGAAAUAACGCAAAAGGGUUCCUGGUCUUCAAAGAAGUAUCUCAACUGUUGGAACAACUCAAUUAUUCCAUCAAUUUUUUCCUCUACAUCACGACUUCAACCCAGUUCCGGGAGGGACUUUAUGACCUCCUUAAGAUCGCUAAAUGUCAGAAAUGCUAUCGAUCAAUCAUGCGCAGCGCUGAUAGCAAUCAACAAACCAACUCGACCAAAAACAACAAAUCCAAAAAAUCGUCCCAGGAGAGAAAUUGUAACGCAAAAGGAAGUCCUAUAGAGGUUGAUGUUGUUAACGGCGAUCAACAUGGAGGAGCAGAUGGCGCUGAUGAAAAGCCGAUGCCCUUCUUCCAAGUUGAACCAGAUAAGGGGCCCUCAUUAAAUGCAAUGAACAAUCAACUGUGACGUGACAGGCUCUCGAUAUUCCGUCUUUGCGUAUUGCAGAGUUAUCUUCUCUUGGGAGCAGGUAUUGAUUGUUACGUCAUUUGUUUGUAAG